AUGGAGGAUAUUCAGCAAUAUCAUUAUACACCUCUUCUCGAGCCUGAUGCAUUUCGUGUCAUCGUCAUUCACCCUGCCUUAUCCAUCGAAUCAUCUUUAUCAUGCAGCUUAAUUCAUUCUACCCUGUUCCAUUACGAUCAAUCUCUCAUAGAUCAUUACAUAGCACUUUCUUACGUCUGGGGAGAUGCAAAUAACAGAAAGAUAAUAUUGGUCGAUCAGAAACCACUACUUAUCACCGCAAGUCUUGCUUCAGCAUUACGGUAUUUACGAGAUAAAAAGACAGAUAUAGCGGUAUGGGCAGAUGGAAUCUGUAUAAAUCAAUUCGACAUUGAAGAAAAGAAUAAGCAAGUUAGCUUGAUGAGCUUGAUUUAUGAAGUUGCAAGGCAUACUGUCAUAUUCCUUGGAGAAACAACUUCAGAAACUGAUGAAAUCUUCAAAUUACUUGACUCUCCAAUGUCCUCAAUGACGAAGCAAACGAAACCUGGAUUUCUAUCUAAUGUUCGAAAAUCGAACACUACCGAUCAGACGUUUAAUCUACACUCAGGAGGAUACAUAAAAUCAAAGAUCGAUGAUCUAAUUCGUCAGGUAAUAGACAUGCCAUGGUUCAGAAGAAUUUGGAUUCUCCAAGAACUAAUCCUUUCCGGUGAUCCCUGGGUACAAGUGGGAUUUCAUCGACUCAGAUGGCAAGACUUUACGAGACUGAUUCUUGACUCCAAGCAUAAUUCUGCUUUGGUCAAGUCUCCAAAUUAUAAUGUUCUCAACGAUAUGCACAUGUUACGGGAAAUUUCUGCAGCGGAGACUCUGGAUUCCUUCGGCCCUUGUGACUAUCUGCUCAAGAUCCUCCACUCGCGUCGUGGUCAUGGAGUCUUCAAUCCAAGAGACAUGUUGUACGGACAUCUCGCCUUAUUUGCAAAUAGAACGAAGAGCGACAAUCUGGAAAUCGAAAAACUCGUCGAAAUCGAUUAUCAAAAAUCAAUAGCAGAUGUAUACACGGACUUGACAUUAUAUAUCUUAAAUCGGCAAUGUGAUUUUAAGUUCCUAUCGCACGUGGAAGAUGUGGAAUUUGAGGAGAAGAAAUUUAAUCUGCCGACUUGGGUACCGGAUUGGACUUCUAAAGGAAUUUUUAGAGACGGGGAGUGGCAUUCGUGGAGAACAAAGUCACGUAGCAGGAUUCAUGAUAUAAGUGAUAUACAUGUUGUUCUGGGGGAGAAGGCGGUAUUGGGUUGCAUUGGAACAAGGGUUGGUAGUGUCGAAAUGAUCAAGAAUGACAUUCCGAAGAGGAAGGAUGUUUUUGCUUUGUGUCAUGAAAUCAAGAAUUUUCCUGGAGGGGAAAGUUCUCGACACCAUCCAGUUGAUACUUACAAGGGAAUACUUGAGCUCGUCUGCAGAUAUUUCUGUGCGUGGUUCAAUACCUCAGAGACUUCACCCUAUAAUCUUAUCUCAGAAGAUAUGGCAAAAAUCCUUGAAGACGCCUACUCAAGCGCUACAGAGAGUUUCUUGCAAAGAAUGGAACUGGUUUCCAAAAUCGCGGAUCCCGCAGAUCUAGAGCCCUUGAGAGAUUAUUCGGGAAUGUUGGAAGUUGAAGGACACCCGACAACUUUAUGGAUGUACGUAUUAAUGGGCAUGACGGAUGUCAACGGAAAUUUUCUUGCCGGCAAGAAACUUGCGGCUUUGGGCAAUGGGAAAAUUGCACUAGUGAGUGUGCGAGCGGAAGUGGGAGAUGAGAUUUGGAGGUUUAAUGGGGAGGAAGAGGGGUUGUAUUAUGUCUUGCGGGGCUAUGAUGGUGAAGAGGGCGAUAAGCGGAUUGAGAAGAAUAAAAGGGAAGGGGAAAAGGAUGGUAGAGCGGAGAUGGACAGAAGAAUCGAGGAAUUUUUUGAGAGGAAGAAAAAGGAGGUUAUGGUGAAAUAUGUAGACUGUGGGGAUGAUGGACGACUUCUUUGGCGCGAGAGGAUUUUUAAGGCGAGUAGAUGUUUUUCCGUUUUUAGAAACAGAGAUUAUUUGUGGAUGGCGAAUUCACUAUUGAGAGCAGCACGAGUGUUGGCAAACCUUGGGGAUGAGGGGAAUAACGAUGGAGGAGGGAAGAGAAAUAGGAAAAAGGAACUGGAAGAGAACUUGAAGAGAAAAAUGGAAACGGUUGUUGGGAAUUUGCUGAACGAGAUGACAAGGUUUCCAGAUCUUUAUCCAGCUAAACAAUCUGACAUAAGGAAUGAAGAGGUGAUUCUUUUGAAAACAGAUGUGGGCAGAGUGUGGACGGGAACGGGAACGGGGGGAGUGAAUCAUGUUAGGUAUGUGGGGGAGUGCAUCCUUGGUCCUGAAUUGAGGGACGGAGAGAUAGGAAUGGGGAGAGGGACGGCGUAUCAUAAAAGACAACAAGAUUACGAUAAGAGGGACAGAGAGCUCUUUGAAAAUAUUGAGAAGAUGAGAGAAUGGUGGAAAUUGGGAUUGGGGGUUCCGAGCGAGAGUUUGGAUGAAGAAGGAGAGUAUGAAAAUGGGUGGCUCGAAGACGGGCUGGAGGAAUGGAGGAAAUGGACUGGAAAUUACCCUCCCGACGAAGGCUUCUACGCUGACGACCCUGAAUACGCAAAAGACAUAGCAAGAGUACAAAGAAGAGUUUUUGAUAUGAAAGAUUGGAAGAAAUUUACACAGCCGCUGCGGUAUGAGAUUCUCGCGAUUCAUUGAGAGUAGAAUGGAAGAGGGGGAAGAAUCAGAAUAUGGAUAUAGCUGUCAUACAUGGAGAUGAAUCUAUCCAAUUGUGACACAAAACUGCAUAGCACGGUAUGGUACAGUUUUCACGAGGAUCGUUUCAUAUAGGGGAAAUUUAAGCUGUCAUUUUUUGGUUAAUUGUUAGAUGAAAGAGAAGGGAAGGGAAGAAAAGGGGGGAGGAAUGAGUAUUCUAUCAUGAUGGUUUGAGAUUAUAAGAGAGUAGUAGAGUGAUAAUGGAAUGUCAAGAUAGC
Messenger RNA from Botrytis deweyae, 2954 nucleotides. RefSeq lists its product as uncharacterized. The record is from RefSeq and is a predicted model, not a curated record. Lineage: Eukaryota; Fungi; Ascomycota; Leotiomycetes; Helotiales; Sclerotiniaceae. Bases 1 to 2679 code for a protein of 892 amino acids. The transcript has a single exon.